Hemibagrus wyckioides is the source of this 7497-nucleotide messenger RNA. RefSeq names its product poly(ADP-ribose) polymerase family member 14-related sequence 3 (gene parp14rs3). The transcript has 26 exons. The record is from RefSeq and is a predicted model, not a curated record. Gene Ontology annotation, cellular component: nucleus; cytoplasm. Gene Ontology annotation, biological process: negative regulation of gene expression. Gene Ontology annotation, molecular function: NAD+ poly-ADP-ribosyltransferase activity; transcription corepressor activity. The coding region runs from base 1 to 6150 and encodes 2049 amino acids. NCBI's taxonomy places the organism in Eukaryota, Metazoa, Chordata, Actinopteri, Siluriformes, Bagridae.
AUGGAGGAGAAAACCUUGGUUCUUGAGGGUCUACCAGGGGAUUUUGAGCUGGUGAGAUAUAAACUAGAGCUUUACUUCAAAAACAAGAGGAAAUCUGGUGGAGAGGUCGUGCAGAUUAAAGAGCAUCCCGAGGACAAAAGGAAAGCCCUGCUCAUCUACCUCCUAGAAACAGAUUUAAACAAUGUCCUUAAACAAGAAGUGCAUAAAAUCGAUUUCAAAUCCCAGGGAGUUGUUGAACUCGCAGUGAAAUCUUUGAAUGUCAAGAAGGAAAAGGUUAAACCACCUCUUUUGCCAAGACCCACGACAGAAAAUCUUGAACAUGUCAAAACUGCACAAGCCACAAAUGUACAGGCUGGUGCUAAAGUUCAAAAAGAAAAUGAAGAGGACUCAAAAACCAAGGAUCUGCUUAUCAGAUGCAUGGAGUCGGUUGAUAAAGAUAUUCUUACAGUAUACUUUGAACAAUUUACAGACAAAGCUGAAAUUACAAAACAAGGGAAAAACAAAUGGAUCCUCAAAGUAGCCAGUCAUUCAGAUGUAUUGACAAUUCUAAGUCAGAAGAAACAUGAUUUCGAUCUGACGGUGGAGUUGUAUAAAGAAGCAGUUUCAGCAGAGCAGUGGGAUCCUCGUCGCUUCAUCUUAAGUGGUUUUGAAGACAGCUGCAAGUGUAAAUUAAUUAGCAUGUUCAUUGGAAGCUGCAGUCAAAAAGCAGCACACACCUGGGAGGUAAUAGAUGAUGAGAGAAUUGUGGUCACCUUCAAUGAAGACAUCGAUUCAAAAUCUUUUCUGGAGAAGUGUGCAGCCAAAAAUCUGAAGAGCAUGAAGAUUGAAGCCUCUCAUUUAGAGUUUACAGAUUCGGUUCUGGUACAGGGGGAUAUGAGCAAAAUUUCAGAGGAUACUCUUACCCUCUACUUCAGCAACAAAAGGAGUGGUGGAGCUGAUAUCAAGUCUUUAAUUUGGGUCAACAAACAAAAGAGUGUGGUCAUAUCCUUUCAAGAUUUUCAUACUGCACAAGAAGUGGUGAAACUGAAACAUCGUCUUUGUGGCACAGACCUUACCACUUCGCUUUUCUACUCAAGUCUUCAGAAGGCUUUGACAGGAGACACACCUACAUGUCCCAAUAUAGCAACAAAUACAAUUAUUCCUGUCAACGAGGUACUCCGCAAUUUCAUUGAAAAAAAACAAAAGUGCAAAAACGAUUUUGAGAUUCGAUUAAAGGAAGUUCAUGCUAAUGUUAUUUUUGACAAGACCACGUCCCCUGGAGAGAUUGCACUAGAGAUGGCUGUGGAAAAAGAGUCUUUAGCUGCAGUUCGACUAGGAGCAACUUGGGAAAGUAAAGCCCAAAGAGAAGCACAAGCCUUUCUUAGCAGGUACAGCACUGAUGAGUUGCCAGUUGAGGUUGAGAUCUGGAAAAGGGUACAGGGUGAUUGCCUUGGAUUUGUCAGUUCUGAUGCGGAGGUCACUUACAUGGAAUCCAAAUCCAAAAUUGCAGUAGUUGGCCUAAAACCAGACGUCACCACCCUGUUUGACAAGAUUAGGAACGUUGUUAAGAACGCAACUUCAGAAUUAGAAUUGGAAAGGAACACUUUUGAAAAAGUGAUUCAGUUUGACUCAAGACAGGCACUAGAGUUAGUAGAAAAAUGUGUUUUUCAAAAUGUAAAACUUCAAAAUGUAACAUUAACAAAAAAUUUUACUAAUCUGACAUUUCGCCUCCAAGGUUUGAGGGAUUGUGUAGGUACUGCUGAAAGGGUCAUCAAGCAAUCGCAGGAGAAUGUUAUCUUUCAACAACUGAACCUCUCAGACCAUAUGGUUCAGUUCCUGAAGUCACUAGAUCUCAAGAAAUUUGAGCAAAACCAUUUUGUACCAAGUAAUAUUCCAGCUUUAUUUCUGAACAAUGGAGAGCUUCUUGGGAUCGUUGCAGAGAAAGGACGCAUCGGUGCAGCCGAAGUCAAAGUAAAAGAAAUCCUUCAAGAAGAGUUUAUCCAACUUACACCUGAUGUAGGCACAGUAAUUAAAAGUGAAGACUGGGUGAACUUUUCAAACAAAAUUAAAGUGGAAUUAAGUGAUAAUUCACAGAAUGUUAACAUCAUACAGUCAGAGACCCAGAUUGUAAUCUGCGGAUUUGCUCAAGUGGUGGAAAAUCUUUCAAAAAAAGUUAAGGAUUAUCUGAAGAAAAAGACACCAGCAACUGAAUUUAUCAGUCUAAAAUCUUUGCAGGAAGUGGGGUUUGUUGACUCUUGCAUGAAACUGUCCGAAAUUCCAGAAGUCAGAAACCUUGGCAUAAGCAUUCGAACUUUCAGAACAAUGAAUUCUCCGUGUAUGAAGGUUACAGCGUCAAAAGAAAAAAUCCAGGACGUAGUAGCUGUUAUAAAAAAGCAUAUAUCCACAAUUUGCACAGAGAAGCAGACUUAUUCUAAAGCAGGAGAAUCUAAGGUCAUACAUAAACACGAAGCCAACAUUCAGGCCAAAGCCAAGGAUUGGGGUUGCAAGGCUUACAUUUCAACUCACAAGACUGGCCCUUCAAAAAGAUACACCCACCAAGUAAACAGCAACAUUACUUUAACAGUUACAGAAGGGGAUCUGCAGCACUUUCCAGCCGAUGCUUUGAUUUGUCCUAUGAGUAGCAAACUAGCUUUUGACAAUCCAGUCGCUCAAAGGUUUCUUCAAGUUGCAGGUUCAGAUAUUCAAGCAGUGUGCAACAAACUCCAGAAAGAAAGACAAACUUUACUUGCUGGGGACGUGGUCCUGAGUGACCCGGGAAAUCUCAAUGCCAACAGCCUUAUUUAUACUGUGUUGCCUCAGAGUGGUCAACAGUUCACUUUGAGCUCUCACUACCUUAAGUCAGCUAUUCUCAGUAGCUUCCAGAAAGCAGAAUCAAGAAACGAUACUUCUGUCGCAAUGCCAGCAAUAGGGUGUCAAACUUUUGGGUUCUCCGUCAAAGAAAGCUGCAUGGCAAUCAGAGAAGCGGUACUACAGUUCAGCAAUGAUCAACAAAAUUCCCCAAAGAAUAUAAAGAACAUAUUCAUUGUAGAUUCUGAUAUGAAGAUACUGGAGGAGUUCAACAACAUCAUUGCUCAGCUGGAAUUUUCUAAUGUUAAAGCAUCUGCAACUCCAACAAACACUACCUCUCAAAACCAAACAAAAUCUCAAACUCUUAAACAACCAUCAAACACAGAAGUAACUGUUCAUGGAGUGCUAGUGUCUCUCAAAAAAGGAGAUAUCACCAAAGAAACAGUGGAUGUCAUUGUUAAUUCCAACAACAAAGCUUUGGAUCUUGACACAGGCGUGUCUGGUGCAAUUUUGAAGGCGGCUGGACAAUCAGUUGUGGAUGAAUGCAAAAAACAUGGAAAACAGAAAGAGAAUGGAGUGGUAUUGACAAGCGGAGGUAAACUGUCAUGUAAGCACAUUGCGCAGAUGGUUGGGCCAAAUAAUGCUGCCGAUAUUACUUCCUCUGUGAAGAAUGUCCUGAAACUGUGUGAAACUACAAAGGCUGCCACAAUAGCCAUCCCUGCAAUUGGCACAGGGAGAGGUGGUAUCGGAGCAAAUGAUUCCAUCAAGGCUAUUCUGGCAGGAGUGGAAAGCCAUUUGUCUCAGUCAACAUCUUCUAGCCUUCAAAAAAUAACCGUAGUGUCAUUUGAGCAGAACAUUUUUUACGCCUACUGCAACUAUUUCAGAGAGAGGAACAGCACGACUGCACCUACCAAUGUGCCUGCAAAUAAAGUCAAAAUUGCAGGUGUGUGGAUUGAAAUAAAGAAGGGAAACAUUACCAAUGAAUCUGUCCGUGGUAUUGUCAACACCACUAAUAACCAAAUGAACUUGACAGGAGGAGUCUCAGGGACCAUUUUCAGUGCUGCUGGACCUUCUGUUCAACAGGAGUGUCAAAAACAUGGUCCACUUCAGAGUGAUACAGUUGCAGUAACCAGUGCUGGAAAUCUGCAAUGUGAUUUCAUCAUCCACAUGAUGGGACCCCAUUCCACUGCAGAGGCAAGGUUACGGGUAAUGAAAGUAUUGGAGAGAUGUGAAGAGAAGCAGAUCAGCACCAUUUCCUUCCCUGCGGUUGGCACUGGUGGAGGUGGUGUUAAUAGGAUGGAUGCCAUGACUGCUAUGUUACAAGGCUUUCAUGACCACUUGUCUCAACGUUCCUCUACUGUCCUCAAACUCAUUUACGUUGUCGUUGACCGAGAUGAAGUUCUGACAGAGUUUCAGAAAGGAUUAAAUCAAUGGGCUUCAAACUCCCAGCAGAACAUUGAUGUCACUAAAGAAAGCAAGGAUGAAGAUGAAGAUGAAGGUGAAUAUUAUUAUGGUUCAGAUGAAGAGAGUUUUUCUUCUGAAGAGGAAGAUGUCUGUAGUGGAAACAUCAAAGAAGCAAUCAUUGGCCCAAUCAAAGUUAAAGUGCUUUGCGGCGACAUCACAAAAGAUACAACGGACGCUAUAGUCAGCAGCACCAAUACCACCCUUAAUCUAGGCUCAGGGGUAUCUGGAGCUAUCCUUAAAGCAGCCGGACAGACCGUUGUGGAUGAGUGCAAAAAAUUGGGUGUUCAACCCAGUGAUGGCGUGGUCUUGACAACAGCUGGAAACCUUCCAUUUAAGCACAUCGUCCAUAUGGUUGGUCAGACCGAGGAGAAAGAGAUCACAAACUGCAUGUUUAAAGUUCUGAAGAAGUGCGAAGAAAAUAAGAUUCAAUCUGUUUCAUUCCCUGCUCUUGGAACUGGAGCAGGAAACCUGGCAGCAGCUACUGUAGCAAAUGCCAUGAUGGAUGCAGUGGCAAAUUUUUCUAUGAACACACCAGCAUUUUUAAAAACUGUCCAUAUUGUGAUUUUCCAACAUACGAUGGUGUCAGACUUUGAGGAUGCUAUGAUGAAGUUCAAAAGGAUUUCUCGAAAACCUUCUCCAGCAACUAUCCCCAAACCAACUCAAACAAGAAUGUCAAAUACCACCAAGCUAAGCUAUUGUCUCGCUGCUGAGACAGCUGCAGUGACUUUCCCAGUCACGAAUGUUGAGCUAUAUGGAACAUCAUCUACUGAAAUUGCCAAGGUCAAAAAGUUCCUGGAUGAUCUAGUUUCAGAAGAAUGUACUAGCAUGGAUGUUCAGUCAGAACUUAUAGCCAACCUUCCCGAAGUCAACAAGAAGGCUAUCGUGGAGUUCAGCCAAACCAAUGAAGUGCGUGUUCAAGUGGUGGCAAAGGACAAAUUGAUUGUGUCAGGGAAGAAGGAUGAUGUUCUAGACACCGUUCUAAACAUCAACAAGUUCGUCCAGGCAGCCCGCGACAGGGAAAUCCGAGAAGGUGAAGAAAGGAGGCUGAGCAAAACAUUGCACUGGGAUGUAGCAAAAGGAGAGACUUGGCAGCCACUAAACUCCAGCAUUAGCUAUGAACUGGAGUUAGCUUUUCACAAGAAAAAGGAUAAAUAUACCUACCAGGUCAAAGGGGAAACAUUUACUAUGGAUUUCAAGGAGAUGAAACAGGUAAACUCCAAGGGGAAGACCUGUAAAGUCAAGAGAACCCUACUUGCUGACUCAGACACAGCUGUCAUUCAACCUCCACCAACUUGGAGCAAAAUGGAUGGAAAUGAUUUGGAAACAGUUGUUUUAUCUCCAACUUCAGAAGAAUACAAAAAAAUAGAGAGAGACUUUUUACAAUCCAGCCAACAUAAAGACAUACCUCCUCUCAAAGUGAUGCAGAUCCGCAGAAUUCAGAGUCAGUCACAAUGGCAACGGUACUGCGUGUUGAAGCAAGCAGUGGACAAAAAGUACCCCAAUCAGAAAAAUGAACAGUUCCUCUAUCAUGGCACGACCAUAGACAUUUGUCAGAAAAUCAACAAGAAUGGCUUCAACAGGAGUUUCUGUGGGAGAAAUGCUGUCGUUCACGGUGAUGGUACGUACUUCGCCAAAGAAGCUUGGUACUCCUGCUAUGAUCAGUAUUCGAACCCUGAUCACAACGGACUGAAGUAUAUCUACAGAGCUAGAGUUGUGACCGGGUCACCAUGUAAAAGUCAAAGGGGGAUGAAGGAGCCGGACCCUCUGAACCCGAAAGAUCCCCGUGCUGGGCUUCAUGACUGUGCUGUAGACAAUUUGCAAAAUCCAUUCAUCUUCGUGGUGUUCUGUGAUGCCGGGGCUUACCCUGACUAUCUCAUCAGCUUUAAGAAUACCUUGUGACCAUAUUUGGGGACUUUUUAAGUAUAUCAUUUACAUAAAUCAUAAAUUAAUUACCUUAAUCCAGCAAUGAUGUGUAAACUUUAAUAAUUAAGCAAUAAUUCAUAUUCAGAUGUAAGCCAUAAUUCAUUCAGUUUCCAUAAACCAUGUUUUCAGGCACUAGUUUGGGUUCUGCUGUUUACUCUUUGUAAUGCUAGGGUUUUUACAUAAGGUAAAUAAAUACAUAGAAAAAUAAAUACACCAGAUGCAUUUGAUUGUGUACCUUAAAUGGAGCAAUGUAAGGAAUUCAGAGAACUUAAUUCAAACACACGGUCACAUGUCCACAAACUUUUGGUCAUGUAGCACCAAUAUAUGUUUCUUUCCCAAACAAAGUGCAAAAUUGUAUUGUCUCUGUAUGCUGUAGCAUUAAAAUUUCUCUUCACUGGAGCUAAGAGGCUCGAACCCUGUUCCAGCAUGACAAUGCAGCUGUGCACUAAGCACAGAUCUCCAGGAAGACAUGAUGUGUGAAGGUUGAUGAAGGUGGACUUCAGGUGAACUGUAAUGUUCUGCACAGAUCCCUGACUCUGACUCAACCUCACUGAACACCUUCGGGAUGAACUAGAACACCGACUGAACCCCAGACCUCCUCACUCUUACAAUAUCAGAGUCUGAUCUCACUAAUGCUCUUGUAGCUGAAUGAUCACAAUGAUCUAGUGGAGAACCUUCCCAGAAGAGAAGAGUGGAGCUUAUAAUAACAGUAAAAGGGAAAUAAAUCUGGAAUGAGACGCUCAACAUGGACAUAUGGGUGUGAUGGUAGGGUGUCCAUAUACUUUUGGCUGUAUGGUGUUUAUUUUAUCUGCGCAAAAGGAGUGAAGCAGUUGAGAUCAGGAUGCACUGUACUAAUCUAGUUUCCUGAUAUUUCUUGGUAUACAGUCAGACACUUCUCAUAUGAUUAUGGCCACAAGGCUUAUGAUGAGCACUAAAGUAACACACAUUAACCUGACUACACAACCUUGAGACUAUACCCAAGGUAAUGAACUGUCUAUAGACCAUGAAUGGAUUUUGAUAAUGCAAUAAUGAAAUCAUGUGCUUUUGAGUCACCACUGGGCAUCAAAAUGAACCAAGAGAAGGGCAACAGGAUCUAAACUUCUAGCUUUCAGACAAAAAAAGAUGAAGAAGACAAAAUCCUAUGACGUUACAUACAGUAUGUGAUCCAUAUAAAUUAGCAAGGGCAUGUGGUCAGACUGCCUUAAAUACAUCUUACUACCUGUUUCCCGCCUCAAAGAAAUCUCAGGGUCUCCAAAGAAAAGAAACAAAAGGACUUCCAGUGAGUCGAGUUAUUUCAACUCAAUGAUUCAUUCAGCUUUGCCC